AUGUUCCCUCUUGUCGUCUUCUUCAUCCUAGCGGCAAGCCUCGCCGCCACCACCACUGCGGGGUCCAGACCCCAAAGGCACUCUCUCGAGCUAUUCUGGAGCCCGAGAUUCCUCGAAGCGUCCACGGACGAGCUCAGCCCGGCCCACAUCGUAUCGGCCAUGGCGCUCAACGUCUCGACGCUGUCCACGGGCAUCGUGCCCCAGCAUGGUCUCCCCGCGGUCAAGGUCACUGCAUUUGACCACCGCCACCUCGACACGGCGGCGCCCUCCUUGUCUUCCGUCGACGCCAGCAGCGGCCUGCUCAUGCAGUUCCUGCACAAGGUGCUCGCGGACGUGGCCGGGCACGCGUGCGGGCUGUCGGCCGCCAAUGCGGACGACGGCGGCAAGCCCCUGAUCGCGAGCCGGGCGGGGAUCAGGGUCGUGGACGACCGGUCUGGCGACGUCGUGGCCAUGCUCGGCUACGAAGUGGACGAGGACGGCGCCUCCGACGGUGGCAGCACCCGCCGCUCGAGCUGGUGCCUGCCCCGGAGCGCUAGCGCACCCCCGACGGUCGGCGGAGAGAAGUCGGUCGGGAAUGUGGCUGUCGCGUCGGCGUCGGAGAUCAUGGACGUGCUUCGGGAGAAGGAGAACCAGGGAUUCAAGGCCAACAGCCUCGUCCCGAUCAACAUGACGCACAUCUUCGUCAUGAAUGGUCUCCUCGAUCUCGCCCAGACAGCCGAGACGCCGGACCCUGCCUCUGCGGCCGCCACCAUCGAUUUGUCUUCCAUGCCAGGCCCGGAGGAGCUCGACCUGUUCUCGCUCUGCAACAUAACGGGCAUCGCGCACGACGCCAUGGUCGAGGCCGACAGCGAGCUGCAGGUGGCGAAGCGCUGGGACUGGGGCGACCCCGUCACGGGCGAGGACAUGGUCUGGGACUCGCCCGUCGGCGACGACGGGGCCACGGCGGCGCCUGGGGAGCGCGACUCGGCGGACUGGAGCGGCCUCUUCGACACGCCCAAGGUCGGUGACGACAAGGACGCGGACGCGCCCUUCUCGUCGCUCGACGGCAAGCACCGCGGCAGCGGCAAGGCGGCGGACGCGGUCCUGGACGUGACCAAGGACGUGGCCAAGAGCAGCCUCAAGGGCCUCAUCACGUCGGCGCCCAAGGUGGCGCUCGCGGCGGCGGGCGGCGGCGUGACGGGCGUGCUGGGCGAGCUGGGCAAGGCGGCGGCCAAGAAGGUGGCCAAGGAGGUGGCCAAGCACAUCGCCAAGAAGACGGGCAAGAAGAUCUUGGGCAAGCUGACGCACGCCGACGAGAGGGCCGAGGAGCUGGAGAUCCAGAGGGCGGUGGACGCGCGCCUCGAGGUGGAGAAGGCGGCCGAGGCUGCCGCCCGCCGGGCCGUCAACAAGGCCAAGGACGAGAUGUGGGCUGCCCAGGCGAGCAAGGACGCCGAGCUGGACCGCAUGCGCAAGACGAUCGAGGAGCUCAAGGGCCCGCCCAAGAGCAUCCUCAAGGGGUCCAAGGCCGAGGGCAAGAAGGUCAAGUGGGACGCCGAGGUCGAGGGCGGGAACGCCGACUCUGAGACGGACGAGGAGGCGGACGCGAGAAUGUCCCAGUCGGUGCCGGCGCUCGCGGAACGCCCCAAGUACCGCGGUGCCUACCCGGGCCAUGGGAUCGUCAUCGACGAGCCUGGUGAGUCGUCUGGGCAGGGUCCGUCGUCCAAGGGCAAGGAGAAGCAGGGGACGGAAAAAGCAGCUGUCCCCAAGGUCAAGCCUCCCCCUCCGGCGCCCGGCAUCGAGAUCAAGGACGACGAGGGCGAGCCGGCAGCACCCGUCGACAAGAAUGGCAAAGGCAAGCAGAAGGUCGCCUUUGCCGAAGACGGCGCCCUCUCCCCGCCUCCCCCCCCUUCGGCUCCCGGCGGCUCCAACGGCGACGGGGGCAACGACCCGCAGGACAACCGUUUCGGCCACCGGCCCGGGCAGAAGCUCGCCUACUGCGAGUGGGUGGGCGAGCCCGGCAACCAGUGGGCGCAGUGGAUCCCCGUCACGGAGGAGUGGGAGGACAUCCCCCUCGACGGCGCGAGCGACAAGAGACUCCGCCGGUCCGUCCCUGUCAUCCUCGGCCCUCGUUCUUCCUCUCCCGAGCCUUGUGCCGCCGCGGCGCUCGAGAGCGCCUUGUUCCAGGCGCGCCAGCUGUCGGCCGUGCUGGCCCAGAUCCAGCAGGAAGGCGACGUUGAAGAGGGCGACGAGGCGCUCUUCGCUCCGCAGCAGGUGAUACUCGACCGCAUCCAGGGCAACAUCACAUCGCUCCAGUCGUCGCUGGGUGAGGGCCUGCUGUGCGGCAGCCAAGGCGAGGCGGAGUCGGCACCGGCACCGGCACCGGCACCUGCCCCGGCGGCGUCGUUGUUCACGGACCUCACGGACGUGUUUGACGGCAGCGAUCGGUACUUUGGCCUGUCGAUUCGGGGCUUGAGGGUCGUCGAGGCGGGCGAGUGCAAGGAUGCGCCGGUUCUGGAUGCGGGUUGGCUCGGCUGCGGGACUGCUGUUGCGGCGGCUGCGUGA
Thyridium curvatum is the source of this 2541-nucleotide messenger RNA. RefSeq lists its product as uncharacterized. The transcript is spliced from 2 exons. The record is from RefSeq and is a predicted model, not a curated record. Bases 1 to 2541 code for a protein of 846 amino acids. NCBI's taxonomy places the organism in Eukaryota, Fungi, Ascomycota, Sordariomycetes, Thyridiales, Thyridiaceae.